Solanum pennellii is the source of this 2007-nucleotide messenger RNA. RefSeq lists its product as uncharacterized. Bases 291 to 1307 code for a protein of 338 amino acids. NCBI's taxonomy places the organism in Eukaryota, Viridiplantae, Streptophyta, Magnoliopsida, Solanales, Solanaceae. The record is from RefSeq and is a predicted model, not a curated record. The transcript has 3 exons.
UUGUUCUUGAAGAAGAAGCCAAAGUAAUGAAAAUAUAAGAACCAAAGGUGUCCCCAUAACUCCAAAGUCGCUGGACUUGAAGCAAACGCCAUACAACACGUUGCUCUCUCUCUCUCUUCUCUUUUUGUUCCCUCAAUUUUCCCAGAAAACAAACCCUUGUUGCGGCGGUGAAACUCUCUCUUUCCCUCGAAAAAAGUACUCCGAUGUCCAAAACCUAGCUGUUCAACUCCGCCGCCGUCGCGGUUGUUGCCGAAGCCGACAUCUCCGUUUUCUUCUGUUUCAACGCUAUUAUGCCGACUUAUACAGCAAUAGCCUUUGAGAAUCUACUCGAACCUCGUGUUCGGAAAUCCUAUGGAAAGCAAGUGCUAAACGAGAGAAAUGAAGAAGAAAAAGUGGUGGAGGAUAUUGAGCCACCGCCGGCGCAGGCGAAUCAUAUAUUUAUAUCACCGGCGUUGUAUAUAACUCCUGAACCAGCUCCGAUUCCGGAGACUUCUUCUGGUUCGUUGUCUCCUUCUCCUUAUUUAGUCAACCACAAGCGACGUGGCGGUGGAGAAGCAUUUGCGAAUCGGAAACUUGAUGGAUUGGAGGAAGUUGAGCAAGUUAACGGAAAGACUGAUUUGGAUUUGGAUUUGAAUUUGAAUUUGGAAGAGGAGCUACCUGAGGAAAAUUUGUUUGAGGAAGAUGAGGGAUUUUUGGAUCCGAAAUGUGAUGCGUUAAGUGUUGGUAGUGUUAAUGAGGUGAAAGGGAUUGAUUGCCGGAGCUAUGUGUCUGCUCAAGGAGAGUUCUUUGAUGCAGAUGAAGAUUUCUCCGUGGAAGGAUCGUCUCUGAAUGGAUCUACAUGUGGACCUAAUAUUGAAUGGGAACUGCGCACCACAAAGCUCAAAUUCCUUGAGGAAAUCGAAAGAAGAAAAACCGCAGAAGAUGCUCUUAAUAUGAUGCGAUGCCAGUGGCAGAACAUCAGUACUGUUCUAUCUCAGGCAGGGCUAACACUUCCUUCUCCUUCAGAUGUCAUUGGUGAUAUGCAGCUUGAUAAUGCUUCAAUUGAGCAGCUCUAUCAGGAAGUAGUUGUCUCAAGAUUUGUUGCUGAAGCAAUUGGAAAAGGUCAAGCUCGUGCAGAAGCUGAACUAGCUGCAGAAUCAGUUCUUGAGUCAAAAAACCAGGAAAUUUCAAGGUUGAGAGACAGGCUCCGAUACUACGAGGCUGUAAAUCAUGAGAUGUCCCAGAGAAAUCAGGAAAUCAUUGCAUUGACAGGUUUCGUCGUAAUGGCUAGUAGUGUUGUGGCUUGUUUCAGCUUUAAUUUCCUGUGACUGAGAGAAUCUUAUAUCCCAUUCAAAAGAAGUACAUCUGGCACGAGUGUGUGCCUUGCAUUCACAUAAAACACUUGGCUGGCGUCUUUUUCAAUCAGCCAGGCACCUUUACUUAGGCGAAAUGCAUAUCCAAUUUCCCCUAGUUCAUGGACUAUGCUUUAUAAUAACUUGUGGUUGUAGAACACUUCUGAGCUAGCACAACCUUCAUUUAUUGUCAGAUGCCGCAUAUCUGUUCCAUUAGAUCCAUCAUUCAAUUAAGGUUCUGCAGCUUCUGAUAUGAGAAAGAUACUGUAACGUUUGGCGCCUACAUGUCAUACUCUGCCCUGAUUGAAGUUGAAUGGAGUGGGUUAUUGCUUUUGCUGCCGGCUUACUCAAUGUGUACAAAUAGUGACAUGGUGAUUUGCAGCAUUAAUGUAGUGGAAUAAUUUUAUCCAACUUUUUUGAACGAUCUAACCUUGUUGGUUGCCAGUUCUCAGUUUAAAGCCCUUUGGUCAGGAUUAGUAUCAGUUGAGAGUUGUAGCUUGGGAAAAACAUGAACUUUUAAUUUAUUGUUGGCUUAAAUACCCCUUGUCAGGAUUAGCUUUAGUUAGUUGGAAAACCGCCAUUUCAUUUAGUGUAGCUUUAAUAAUAACCUACUUGUUUCAAAUAUCUCCCGAUAGCUCCUACAUUUUGAAUGUAAGUAAUUUAUUGUUGGCUUAAA